Messenger RNA from Daldinia decipiens, 1835 nucleotides. RefSeq names its product repressor of RNA polymerase III transcription MAF1. Gene Ontology annotation, cellular component: nucleus. Bases 675 to 1751 code for a protein of 358 amino acids. The transcript is spliced from 2 exons. Gene Ontology annotation, biological process: negative regulation of transcription by RNA polymerase III. NCBI's taxonomy places the organism in Eukaryota, Fungi, Ascomycota, Sordariomycetes, Xylariales, Hypoxylaceae. The record is from RefSeq and is a predicted model, not a curated record. Gene Ontology annotation, molecular function: RNA polymerase III core binding.
CGCCCUGCGACCCGCGUUACUGCGAACUUGCGACCGGAUUCGAGAAGACAAGGAAACGGCACACGGCAAACACCCGGCUUCCUUGGGGGGGUCUUGGUUCCUUGUCAGCCAUGUCAGACAAGCACCACACCUGAUCAAUCACUGCAACACGUUAUCUCCCCCCCUGGCCCUCCAAUCCGAGAAACCGUCGCAACUCACCUCUUCCACCUUCAAAGGUUUCAAUUAUACAUUCGACAACCAUAAUAAUCAUUAUAUUCCAAUUUCGAUUAUUCUUUCUACUACGUAAUGUCCUGCGCUCCUUGCGUCUACUAGGCGAUACAUCGUCUAGUUUAUUCUAUUUGAAUCAAUAUUGCAGGGAUUGAAGUGCGCAUUCGUUGUCUUUCUUUAUCAGCUUGCGGGCUGCUGCUGCGUCAACUACGCACACAUCGUCAGGACGAUAAUUAUCUUUUAACCAGCAACUCACUAUUCCAGACCAGGUGUCACCCGUUUACUGAUUAACUCCGGGCUUCUUAACGAUCCUUCGAGGCCAUACACAGUUAUUUUCCAUCGCCAUCGGCUCCGAGCUUUCGUUUCACUUCGUGGUUAGCAUCUACAUUAACCAUACCCGACUAUUACCCCCUCGCAUCAUAUGAUAUAUUCAUUUAUGCCAUUGCGAAAUUAUCACCGACGCAAAGAUGAAGUUUCUCCCGCUUCGCGAUUUCGACGUCAUCACCUCGGCGCUAAACUUCAGCACAGCUGAGUGUCGUGUCAAAGGCGGAUGCGAUCUGUACACGACAAAAGCGGCUGGUUCUGACAAGAAACUAUACAAAUCAAUUGAAACAUCUCUCGAAGCUCAACAUGCGGCGCUCAUCAAAUUUGGUGCGUCGCUCUCACCGCCACAACGCAAGGAGAUGGCUGCAUCUCUUAAUCUAUCCCGUUCCAGCCCAUUUGGCAAUAUGAGCGAGAUUUCGAGCCGCCGCACCUUUGCCUAUCUCAUCGCGACAUUGAACGCGAGCCAUCCCGAUUAUGACUUCUCCCACGUCCUGCGCCCGACGGACUUCCGCCGCGAGCGCAACCUACAACAUGUAAUGGCAAACAUUGAUAACACGUUGAAUAGUGUGCGACCGUUGGGUUCAUCACUCCUUUCGCCCGAUUCCAACUCUUCGUAUCGUUCUUACGGUGGUUCUCCUGCGCAGAAUCUAGCUUCAGGAGGCGAUGCGAUUAGUCCUACAUGGAGUCCACACAUGUGGACCAUGAUCGAUAAAGAGAUGACACUGAAGGACUGCACGGUAUUUUCGUAUCAACCUCUCGAGGACCCUUUUGAUGGUGACGAGUCCGCUAUCUGGCGUCUUCAUUAUUUUUUCUUCAAUAAAAAUAAGAAACGUGUUGCAUAUCUAUAUGUUAGGGGUUUACCGAACUUAGUCAACUCGCCCGCGCUUGCGCCCCAUAGGCGCGGGAGUAAUGGACUGUCCAAACGCCACGCGACACCCCUACCUGGUAGCUUGGGUGCGAACAAACGCGCUAGGUUCUGGCUAGGAGAUCAACUUGCGAGUCGUAUUAUUAUCGACAAUGAUUAUGAUGAUGAGUACGACGAUGACGAUAUGAUCCAGUAUGACCCAGACGAGGAUAUUGAGAUCGAUCCGUUGCACGAUCCCUCUUCCGAUGAGGAGAGCGAUCAGUAUGAUGAAGAUGACGAGGAAAGCGAAUACGAACAUGUUGCGCAUUCUAUUAGGGGCAUGAGUGAAGACAUCGCGGCGAGGAUGGAAAUGUAAAAAACCGGUAUGAUAUUAUCCCCACGGUCGGAUUCGGCUCCCUUUCCAUUAUUCCAUUUCUUUUUGGCGUUCAAGGAUGGAAUG